UUGUCUUUACACUCUCAUUGUCUGCAGAUUUGUUGCAUCUCGAGAAGUUCUUUCUCUGACGAUUUCACUUGUAGCAAACAGCUCUACCAAUACUCCUAACAAACAACCAUGCCUUCCUACACUCUCCACUACUUCAACCACCGUGGCCGUGCUGAGAUCUGCCGUAUGCUCUUUGCAGCUGCUGGUGUCCAGUACAAUGAUCGCAGAAUCGAUUGUUCUGAAUGGACUGGUAUGAGAAACCAAAUGCCAUGUUCCAUGCUGCCAAUGUUGGAGAUUGACAACAGACAUCAAAUUCCCCAGAGUAUGGCUAUUGCUAGAUACCUAGCCAGAGAAUUUGGUUUCCAUGGUAGAAACAAUCUUGAUAUGGCCAGAGUUGACUUCAUCACAGACUGUUUCUAUGACAUUUUGGAUGACUACAUGAGGAUGUAUCACGAUAAAGAUGGAAGAAUGAUGUUCCAAAGAUCUUAUGACAAUGGCAGCUCCUCUGAGAGGCGUACGAGAUUCCAAGAAACCUGCCGCAGAAUCCUUCCUUUCAUGGAAAGAACACUAGAGAUGCGUAACGGUGGCAACCAAUUCUUCAUGGGUGACCAGAUGACCAUGGCCGAUCUGAUGUGCUACUGCGCCCUUGAAAAUCCACUGACUGACGAUACAUCAAUGUUGAGCAGCUACCCCAAAUUGCAGUCCCUGAGAAAUCGUGUGAUGAGCCACAUGAAAAUGUCACCUUAUUUGAAAAACCGCUCUAGCACCGAAUUUUAAAUCAAUCUCUAAAAUGAUGAAGUAUUAUCGUUAAAAUACAUCAACGGACAAAAAUACCAACAACAAUGAUGUCGACAGCAGACAGCCAUGAAUAAAGCAACAAGUGAAAAAAAAAAAAAAGAAAAAAAUUAUUUCCUCUUCAAAUAAACGAAUGUUCCUUUCUACAUGAAAUUCCUUUAUGUCUGUAACGCUCUGCCAUUGAUUCAAGAAGCUGUAAAUGGCUGGCCGAGACGGUCAUAAUAAUAAUACUGAUGAGGAAGAUAACAUAACGGCUAAAAUCACAUAUUCCGAAAUCCAAAAUAAAAUAAGAAGAUGAAAA
Molecule: messenger RNA, 1075 nt
Organism: Octopus sinensis (East Asian common octopus)
Lineage: Eukaryota; Metazoa; Mollusca; Cephalopoda; Octopoda; Octopodidae
Product: S-crystallin 3
Exons: 6
Coding region: 109-756 (215 amino acids)
Biological process (GO): glutathione metabolic process
Molecular function (GO): glutathione transferase activity
Source: RefSeq, a predicted model, not a curated record